CAGCACCACCAAAUCUGAGGAACUGUCCUCUAGAAUAGAAGUUUAGGUGGGUGCUUUCACUUGGACGCUCUGGUCGAACCAAAUCCAGCAAACCACCCAAUCACCAAUCUUUUCUUAUCUUCAAAUUUCAUUCCUUUUUCUAGUUUUGGAUUUGUUUUUUAGUUGAAGUCUUCGAGGGGGUGUUUGGAGACUAGGAUUUUGACUUCGUUUAUUUUCUUGGAUUUUCUCGGAUUCUUCCUGAGGAUGAGUGGAAGUAUACUGCAAGGUGAUCUGGGUGGUUUAGUUGGGAAUUGGUGGGAUGAGAUUAAUGAUACUAUUGAGUGGCAAGAUGGGAUCUUUUAUGCUCUUUGUGCUACUUAUGCUCUUGUUUCUUCUGUUGCUUUGAUACAAUUAAUACGGAUUGAAUUGAGAGUGCCGGAGUAUGGUUGGACAACGCAGAAAGUUUUUCACUUGAUGAAUUUCAUUGUCAAUGGAGUUCGUGCUAUUCUGUUUGGUUUUCACAAGCAAGUAUUUAUCUUGCAUCCCAAGGUGCUUGAACUGAUAUUACUGGAUCUCCCAGGAGUCCUGUUCUUCUCUACGUACACCCUGCUUGUCUUAUUUUGGGCCGAAAUAUAUCACCAGGCAAGAAGUCUGCCAACAGAUAAGCUCAGACUUUUUUAUAUUUUGGUCAACAGUGUAAUUUACUUGAUACAGGGUGGCAUCUGGGCUUACCUUUGGAUAGAUGACAACAGUGUUGUAGAAUUCAUUGGAAAGAUAUUUAUUGCAGUGGUGUCGGCUGUAGCUUCAUUGGGUUUCUUGUUGUAUGGAGGGAGACUGUUUUUCAUGCUGAGACGCUUCCCUAUCGAGUCUAAAGGGAGAAGAAAGAAGCUCCAUGAGGUUGGAUCAGUUACAGCCAUAUGUUUCACAUGCUUCCUUAUAAGAUGUUGUGUGGUUCUUGUUUCGGCUUUUGAUUUAGAUGCAUCACUUGAUGUUCUGGAUCAUCCAGUUUUGAACUUGAUCUACUACACGCUAGUCGAGAUCUUACCCUCAGCUCUAGUGCUCUACAUCCUGCGAAAGUUGCCUCCAAAGAGAGUAUCAGCACAAUAUCAUCCAAUCCGUUAGAAGCGGGGCUCCUUUCUUUUGGUGUAUUUUCCCUCGAGAAAUGACUUUUCAUGCUUCCUGGAAGAACACAAAAUCAUAUCCAGAUUUCAAUUUCUCUGCAACAUUGUUCCGGCAAUUUUCUUUGCAUGUAUAUUUCACAACUAAUAGCAGCUUGCUGAGGGGAAGAGAUUUGAAUUGAUUUCUUCAUGGGUUAUGUUGCUCGAGGCAUUGUUUGUUGUCUUAUUAUGCAGUCUAUCAAAUCAAUUUGGUGGAAGGAAAUUUCUGUAGUUUGUUGUGGCUACCCUUCAGUUUGGUUUUAAGCUUAUUGUAAUAUUAAAUUGCUUGCCAAUACUUUAAUUCUUUUAUAAAUUUCAUCUUUGUCUAGUAACUA
This is a messenger RNA of Mercurialis annua (annual mercury), 1471 nucleotides long. RefSeq names its product tobamovirus multiplication protein 1. Bases 244 to 1101 code for a protein of 285 amino acids. The transcript is spliced from 11 exons. Lineage: Eukaryota; Viridiplantae; Streptophyta; Magnoliopsida; Malpighiales; Euphorbiaceae. Gene Ontology annotation, cellular component: plant-type vacuole membrane. The record is from RefSeq and is a predicted model, not a curated record.